Molecule: messenger RNA, 3338 nt
Organism: Cynocephalus volans (Philippine flying lemur)
Lineage: Eukaryota; Metazoa; Chordata; Mammalia; Dermoptera; Cynocephalidae
Gene: TFE3
Product: transcription factor binding to IGHM enhancer 3
Exons: 10
Coding region: 225-1961 (578 amino acids)
Biological process (GO): humoral immune response; regulation of osteoclast differentiation; regulation of transcription by RNA polymerase II
Cellular component (GO): nucleus
Molecular function (GO): RNA polymerase II cis-regulatory region sequence-specific DNA binding; protein dimerization activity; DNA-binding transcription factor activity, RNA polymerase II-specific
Source: RefSeq, a predicted model, not a curated record
AGGGCGGUCGUCCGGGGUUAGGUUGGGGGGUGUCGGUCCGUUCAGGGCGGGAGAUGACUCACGGCCCAUCCCAUCUCUCCGACGCCGCCCGCCCGCGCAGAGCUAGCUCCAUGGCUUAGCGGAGGAGGAGGCAGUGGCGAGCGGGGGUGGGGGACUCUUAUUUUGUUAGGGGGACCGGGCCGAGGUCCGACCGGCCUGGCAGGGCUCGCCCGGGGCCGGGCGUCAUGUCUCAUGCAGCCGAGCCAGCUCGGGACGGCGUAGAGGCCAGCGCGGAGGGCCCUCGAGCCGUGUUCGUGCUGUUGGAGGAGCGCAGGCCGGCCGACUCGGCCCAGCUGCUCAGCCUGAACUCUUUGCUUCCGGAAUCCGGGAUUGUUGCUGACAUUGAAUUAGAAAACAUCCUUGAUCCUGACAGUUUCUACGAGCUCAAAAGCCAACCCCUACCCCUACGUUCAAGCCUCCCAAUAUCACUGCAGGCCACACCAGCCACCCCAGCCACUCCAGCUACACUCUCUGCAUCGUCUUCUGCAGGGGGCUCCAGGACCCCUGCCAUGUCAUCAUCUUCUUCGUCGCGUGUCUUGCUGCGACAGCAGCUGAUGCGGGCCCAGGCGCAAGAGCAGGAGAGGCGUGAGCGUCAGGAACAGGCUGCAGCUGCUCCCUUCCCCAGUCCUGCACCUGCCUCUCCUGCCAUCUCUGUGGUUGGCGUUUCUGCUGGGGGCCACACAUUAAGCCGUCCACCCCCUGCUCAGGUGCCUAGGGAGGUGCUUAAGGUGCAGACUCACCUAGAGAACCCAACGCGCUACCACCUGCAGCAGGCACGCCGGCAGCAGGUGAAACAGUACCUGUCUACCACACUUGGGCCCAAGCUGGCUUCCCAGGCCCUCACCCCACCACCAGGGCCCACGAGUGCCCAGCCAUUGCCUGCCCCUGAGACUGCCCACGCUACCGGCCCCACAGGCAGUGCUCCCAACAGUCCCAUGGCACUGCUCACCAUUGGCUCCAGCUCAGAAAAGGAGAUUGAUGAUGUCAUUGAUGAGAUCAUCAGCCUGGAGUCCAGUUACAAUGAUGAGAUGCUCAGCUAUCUGCCCGGAGGCACCGCAGGGCUGCAGCUCCCCAGCACGCUGCCUGUGUCAGGGAAUCUGCUUGAUGUGUACAGCAGUCAGGGCGUGGCCACGCCAGCCAUCACUGUCAGCAACUCCUGCCCAGCUGAGCUGCCCAACAUCAAACGGGAGAUCUCCGAGACUGAGGCAAAGGCCCUUUUGAAGGAACGGCAGAAGAAAGACAAUCACAACCUCAUUGAGCGUCGCAGGCGAUUCAACAUUAACGAUAGGAUCAAAGAGCUGGGCACCCUCAUCCCCAAGUCCAGUGACCCGGAGAUGCGCUGGAACAAGGGCACCAUUCUGAAGGCCUCUGUGGAUUACAUCCGCAAGUUGCAGAAGGAGCAACAGCGCUCCAAAGACCUGGAGAGCCGGCAGCGAUCCCUGGAGCAGGCCAACCGCAGUCUGCAGCUCCGAAUUCAGGAGCUAGAACUGCAAGCUCAGAUCCAUGGUCUGCCGGUACCUCCCACCCCAGGGCUACUCUCCCUGGCCACAACCUCGGCCUCUGACAGUCUCAAGCCAGAGCAGCUGGACAUUGAGGAGGAGAGCAGGCCAGGCACAGUGACGUUUCAUGUAGGGGGGGGAUCUACCCAGAAUGCUCCCCAUCAGCAGCCCCCAGCACCACCCUCGGAUGCCCUUCUGGACCUGCACUUUCCCAGUGAUCACCUGGGGGACCUGGGAGACCCCUUCCACCUGGGGCUGGAGGACAUUCUGAUGGAGGAGGAGGAGGGGGUGGUGGGAGGACUGUCGGGGGGUGCCCUGUCCCCACUGCGGGCUGCCUCUGACCCCCUGCUCUCAUCAGUAUCCCCGGCUGUCUCCAAGGCCAGCAGCCGCCGCAGCAGCUUCAGCAUGGAGGAGGAGUCCUGAUCAGGCCUCACUCCUCCCCUGGGACUUCCCCACCUAGGAAAGGAGGACAAGUCAGGAUGAGGCCCCAUCUUUUCCCCCCGACCCUCCCAUGAGACUGCCCUGCCCAGGUAUUCUGGGGGAAGAGGAGAUGUGAUCAAGCCCCACCCCUGCAAUCAGGCAAGGAGGAGGAGCCAGAUGAGGCCCCACCCCUUCCUCAAAGGAACAGCUCAGUAUAGGUAUUUCAGAGGGAGAAGGUGGUGAGAUCAGGGCCUAUCCCCUGGAGAUCAUGGCCUCAUCCCUACCCUGUGGGACCCUCCCUUGCCCAGAUAAGGGAAGGAGACAAGAUGAGGUCCUGCCCUUGUCCCCUAGGGACUGUCCUAGCCAAGUCUCCUAGGAAAAGGAGGUGUCAGGAUGUUGCUCCAUCCCUUCUCUUAGAACUGCCAGUCUUGUACAUCCUGGCAUGGAAGAGGAGUGAAAAUGAUAGAGGUCCGACCACUGGGGGCUUAAGCCCUGCCCCUUUCCCAUGAACCCUGCCCUGCCCAGGCAAGGAACAGAAGUAAGGAUGAGACCUGGCUCCAGUGGAGGAGCCAGGCCCUGCCUCUUCCCUACAGGAACAGCCCAGUGCAGGUAUUUCAGGUGUGGAGGACUCAGUAAGAUCAGGCUACCCCAUGUAGUGAUCACAGCCCCACCCUUGUCCCUUAGCAACAUCCCAUCCAAGCAUUUCACACUUCAGGGAGGAGUGGUACCUAAGCUCCCCCACCUUAACCUGGGACCAACCUGACCUAACCUAGGAGGGCUCUGAGCCCACCUUGCUCUUGGGGAAAAGGGCAGAUCUUGAAGUCUUGUGGAUUGACUUUCCAGACCUAGAUCUGGCCCCCCACCCUUGGGUAGAGUCCUGCCUUCUUCCUUGAGGGGCAGUUUGCAAAGGUGAUGGAGAUUAGCGGGGACUGAGUCCAAGUUUCAAGAACCAGUAUCCCAGCACUCUUUUUCAAUGUGCAGAGGAACAGGAUGAAGGAAGGGGUUAUUCCCAGGAGUUCCCUAGCCCAGGAGAAAGUGGAAGCCUCCUCCACCCAGGCAGAGGCUUGGAGGAAGGUUUCAGAAGCGUAUUGUACCCCCCUUAUUUGUUUAUCUGAUUUUUUUUAUUGACCCCUAAUCAGAAGUUAGGUCACCCCCAACCUCUGGCCCCCACCCAGUCCCAUUUUAGAGGAAUCCCCCCAUUUCGGAGUUAUCAAGAGAUACUCCCUGCCCAUUCCCAUCCCUCCUACCACCUACACUGAAGGCUGUCAGCUUUGGAUUGCUGGGGCCAGACCCCAAGGAAGGUAUACUGAGGAGUCUGUAGGUUUGUGAUUAAGAUAAUAAAGUGCUAGGCGUGUUUGAAGCGCUUUUAACUUUGGCAAA